AUGUCAAACUCUAUACAUUCAUCAUCGUCAUCAAGCUCCUCGCGGGCCGCCAGCCGCGAGAGGCCGGCUCAGCAUCAAGAGUUCAACCAUUUACGUCUCCAGAGGACUGAAACUCGCGAGACUCUCCAAGAGUUGGGCGUCUCACCAACGCCGCCCAACCCCGAUGUCAACUACCCCGAACUUGGCCGGCAAGAAAACCCCGUCUUCCCCGAAGAGUACACACUCGAAACCGUUACCGGUCUGGUUCCCGUCAGGACUUUGGAGCAAAUCCGAUCCAGAGCGUCAGUUGCGCCUUCGCGGCUGGGACGGCGGCUCAGUUACGUUUCCGAGGCCGACCUGGAAAAACAGGCGGAAAAAGAAGAAGAGUUCGUAACCUUCACCAUCGCUGACCCGGAGAAUCCCCACAAUUGGUCGAAAAUCUACCGAUGGUACAUUACCAUGGUCGCGUCUCUGCUCGUGGUGUGCAUCGCUUACGGCUCGUCCAUAGUCACCGGCGGCUUAGGGCUGAUCGAAGACAAGUACGACGUCUCGCUCGAGGUCGCCAUUCUGACCUGCUCCAUCAUGGUGUGCGGGUUCGCCGUCGGGCCUCUCCUGUGGUCUCCUCUGUCGGAGAUCAUCGGCCGGCGCCCGGUCUACAUCAUCUCUCUGGCGCUCUACACCAUCUUCAACAUCCCCUGCGCGCUGUCGCCCAACAUUGGCGGGCUGCUCGCCUGCCGAUUCCUGUGCGGCGUCUUCUCCAGUUCCGGCCUUUCGCUGGCCGGCGGCACGAUCGCUGAUAUCUGGAACCUCGAGGAGCGGGGCAUGGCUAUUGCCUACUUCGCCGCGGCGCCUUACUGCGGGCCUGUCAUUGGCCCAAUCGUGUGCGGCUGGAUCAACGUGGGCAGCGGCCGUCUCGACCUGUUCUUCUGGACCAAUAUGGCCUUCUGCGGUGUCAUCAUGAUCAUGGUCGGCCUCAUCCCAGAAACGUAUGCCCCGGUGAUCCUGAAGCGCCGCGCCGCCCGCCUUCGAAAGGAAACCGGCGACCCGAACAUCAUCACAGAGCAGGAGAAGGUCAAGCUGACGCUCAAGGAAAUCAUCCGUACCAGCUUGAUCCGGCCCAUCACCAUGAUCCUGACCGAGCCCGUCUUGGACCUGAUGUGCAUGUACAUUGUGCUGAUCUACGCCAUGCUGUACGCCUUCUUCUUCGCCUACCCAGUCAUCUUCGGCGAGCUGUACCACUACAACGACGGCCAGAUCGGCCUGAUGUUCAUCCCCAUCCUGAUCGGCGCCGGCUUUGCCCUGGUCGCCACGCCCAGUCUGGAGCACCAGUUCAAGAGAAUCUGCAUCUCCCGGGCCCCAACCCCCGAAGACCGGCUGAUCGGUGCCAUGUGGGGUGCUCCCUUCGUCCCUAUCGCCCUCUUCAUCCUGGGCGCCACCGCCUACAAACACAUCAUAUGGGUCGGCCCUGCUUCCGCCGGUAUCGCCUUCGGUUUCGGUAUGGUGCUCUGCUACUACUCGGUCAACAACUAUAUCAUCGACUCGUACCAGAAGUACGCCGCCUCCGCCCUGGCCGCAAAGGUCUUUUUGCGAUCCGGCGGUGGUGCUGCCUUCCCCUUGUUCACCACUCAGAUGUAUCAUACCCUGGGUCUGCAUUGGGCCUCGUGGCUGCUUGCCUUUAUCGGCGUCGCCAUGGUCUUUAUUCCUUUCAGCUUCUACUUUUUCGGUGCCCGCGUCCGGGCCAAGCUCAACAAGGACUAG
Capronia epimyces CBS 606.96 is the source of this 1737-nucleotide messenger RNA. RefSeq lists its product as uncharacterized. Gene Ontology annotation, biological process: transmembrane transport; spermine transport. Gene Ontology annotation, cellular component: fungal-type vacuole membrane. The record is from RefSeq and is a predicted model, not a curated record. Gene Ontology annotation, molecular function: spermine transmembrane transporter activity. Bases 1 to 1737 code for a protein of 578 amino acids. NCBI's taxonomy places the organism in Eukaryota, Fungi, Ascomycota, Eurotiomycetes, Chaetothyriales, Herpotrichiellaceae. The transcript has a single exon.